AUGGCUCCAAAACCGAGAGUUGUUCGCAUGGAAAGGGACGACCUUGCCUGGGAGAAAAGUGAUGAAGAGGUCGAGUCGUGGGAGAGGUCUCUUCACAAAUCGGAUCUUUACCGUGGUAUCGCCAGCCUUAUACAAAAAUACAAGCCUGGCGAUGCUGUAGAGCUUCACACACCGAUCAGGGGCGGAUACAAUGUAUUCUAUCGGCUGGAAUACAGGGACGGCACGUCUGCUGCGAUGAAGAUCCCCUGUAAAGCUGUUGUCAAGUUCCCCGAAGAGAAGACCAAGUACGAGGUGGCUACAAUGCGUUACGUCGCGGCAAACACCACUAUUCCUGUGCCCAAGAUAUACCAUUACGGAACUGCGGCAGAGAAUCCUACUGGCCUUGGCCCUUUUAUUAUCAUGGAUUAUAUAGAGCAUAACAGGACACUGUCUCAUGCAUUAAACGACCCUGACCUUGAGCCGGACGACUCCCACGUCCUGGACGCCAACAUCAGCGACCAAAAGCUUGAGUUUCUCUACAGACAAAUGGCCAACAUUAUCCUCCAGCUAUCUACGCUAUCAUUCCCCCGAAUAGGUUCAUUGGUUCAGGAUAAAGACGGAGCCUUUUCUAUUUCGGGACAACCUCUUUUUCAGAACAUGAACUCCUUGGUUGAGUUUGCAGGGGUAGUCCCAUCACUACUACCAUCGCAACAAUACUGCACCUCGACAGAGUAG
This is a messenger RNA of Metarhizium brunneum ARSEF 3297, 714 nucleotides long. RefSeq lists its product as uncharacterized. The record is from RefSeq and is a predicted model, not a curated record. Lineage: Eukaryota; Fungi; Ascomycota; Sordariomycetes; Hypocreales; Clavicipitaceae.